UGUUCGAUACAUGUUGUACACAUGAACAUUGUUAAGUAGUCUACUGUAACAAUAAAUAUAUGUAAAUCAGUAGACAGGAAAAUAACAGUUAUUGAAAAUUAAAAAAUAAAAACCGUUGUCACGGCGCUAUGCGAUGGUUAACCUGGGUAAUGAGUUGGAUCGAUUAUUUACGGUUUUAUAGUAUGCCUUAUAGCUACGCGCAGUAUAUGACUGUUUACGUUCGUAAAGAUAUAUAUUUUUCGUCAUUUGAAAAUUGGAUAGUUUUCUUAUAGCUACCACUACUGAAUCGGCUACAAUAACGCAAAAUAUGGCUCCUAAAAAGAAUAAGAAAGGUAACAAAUUGGCACGGAUGAGUGACGAAGAAAAAUUGAGAUAUCUACAGCACCGGGCAGCAGUUGAGGAAGAGACGAAACGACGGAAAGAACAUCUGGUCGCCACGUAUUUGAAGAAUAAGUUGAAAAGAGAAGAAGCGUUCACGCGGCUAAACAACGCUAAACUAAAUCAGCAAUGGCGUCACAAUUUGCGACAAAUCAAGUGCAAGGAACUGAAAGACGAAAUGAUGACGAUGGAAAACAGAUUUGAAAUUUUGCUGGAUUGCAAGAACAACCAUAUAGACAUGUUACUGAAAGAUUUGGAAGAUGCCGAAGAACAAAAUCUGAAACAAUAUGGGGCACACGCUGAAAUUAUAUCUCAGUUCUUAAGUACGCAUAAAACAUCACUAGAAGAACUCCACGAUCGUUAUGAAAACAAAAAGCAAUUGCUAAUAGACGAAUUGAAAUACAACUUUAGUCGGAUGAGGGACAUAUUCAACCGGGACAACGAGCGGCUGGAGCUCAUGUCCCUUACUUUCGAGGCACGUAAUGAUGACGACACGCAGCAAAUACACACUAACUUUGAAGACUCCAUUGCUGUUCUAAAUAACGAGAUGCUUUUCGAGAAGGACCGUUUCACAAAAAUACGUUUCGCAGAAAUGCAAAUAACUGUGAAGAAGUUGCAAAAAGUCCUAGACGAUUACAGUGAUGAAACUGAAUCAAAAAAGAAUCAUUACAACUAUUUGAAAAUGCGAGACGAAGACAAUACAGCGUCUAUCGAGGAAAAUAAUAAGCGAAUCCGUGAAUAUUCUGAAGAAAUCAAAAUGUUGACACAUUUGUGCGCCAAACGUGAAGUUCAAUAUGCACAACGAGAAAAUGAUUUGAAACGGGAGCGCGAGGAUCUUAUAAAACGUGGUUUCGAUGCACAGAAUCGACUUAACGUCAAUCAAAACGAAUAUCAGAAAAAACUUGAAGCUAUGACAAAAAUAUAUAAAAAGGCUAUUGAUAAACUAACGAGUAUUGUUGAAAAAGGUGAACGAAUAAUUAAAACUGCAGACAAUUGCUCCAAGCUAAUGGUAGACGAUGACGACGACAUAAUGCUUAAUGACGAAUACGAGAAAGAUCGAGAGUUCGAUAAAAUGUCGAAAUUCUGGAAGCGUUAUGCACGGGCUGAAGUGCAAUGUCAAGAACUUGACAUCAAACGUACGAAACUGCUGCAGGAGAAUAAAGAUUUAAAAGCCGCAUUGGCGUAUUAUUUGAAAACCGUUGCUAGACCUGCAUCGGUCCAAAGAGAUAUGAGGGACAGCGGAAUACAAUUGAAUUUACUUCCGGUCAAAGCGGGGUGAAUACUGUGGAAUUAACUUACAUCGAUUUAUCCUAAUAAACUUGCAAUCGAAGGAAUAAAAUAACGGCUGGAAAUGUUUUUAAUUUACUUUUAAUCCACUAAUUUAUAUUGUGUUCAAUUUUAUAUUUUAAUAUUUUCACUUUUUAUAAUUUUGGAAAAAAAUUUACUAUAACGAUUUUGAUACUCAUGUUUUAAAUCAGUAACAAUAAAUUCAAUUGUUUACCAUAAUCUAAUUAAUUUUUAACCAUGGGUGUAUUAUUAUUUAUUUAUUUGACUAUAUUUACUUAUUUUUUUUAUUUUGAAACAUCUGAUAUAUUUUCUGAUACAAUGUAUAAUACCACUAUACUGACUUUGUGUUAUUGACUUGGGACUGACAGGUGAUAUUAGAUACAAUUUUUGUUCUCCCAUGACUUUCCUCAAUACUGGCGGAUAGCAUGAUUUAUAUUUUUCAUAGCAUAAACACUUUUUAAAAAAAUGCAUAAAAUAUU
Molecule: messenger RNA, 2144 nt
Organism: Sipha flava (yellow sugarcane aphid)
Lineage: Eukaryota; Metazoa; Arthropoda; Insecta; Hemiptera; Aphididae
Product: dynein regulatory complex subunit 2-like
Exons: 8
Coding region: 308-1657 (449 amino acids)
Biological process (GO): regulation of cilium movement; cilium-dependent cell motility; axonemal dynein complex assembly
Cellular component (GO): axonemal dynein complex; axoneme
Source: RefSeq, a predicted model, not a curated record